This is a messenger RNA of Argiope bruennichi, 2069 nucleotides long. RefSeq names its product F-box-like/WD repeat-containing protein TBL1XR1-A. Gene Ontology annotation, cellular component: histone deacetylase complex. Lineage: Eukaryota; Metazoa; Arthropoda; Arachnida; Araneae; Araneidae. Gene Ontology annotation, biological process: regulation of transcription by RNA polymerase II. The coding region runs from base 407 to 1549 and encodes 380 amino acids. The record is from RefSeq and is a predicted model, not a curated record. The transcript has 13 exons. Gene Ontology annotation, molecular function: protein binding; transcription corepressor activity.
GAAAUCCACAUUUCAGAUUUCCUCCGAGUCCGAAAAAACAAAUAUUUGGAAUAUCUUUAAUUAUCUGCGAACACGAUACCUUAGAAACGCUUGGAGCUUUAAGAAUGAAAUUUAGUGUUGGUCUAUAAGCAAAAUUUGUAGAUUACCGUCAAAUGUGGAACGAAAUGCAUUCAAGGAUGUUGCCUGUCCAAAUGCAUUUGAAUACGAUAAGUACAAAACGUUAGAAGUUGGAUAGAUUGCCCAUAGUUGUAACACCUGAAGCAUAGAAUCAUAUCUUAUUCUGAGCCAAACCCGUUAAGCUAGGCAAACAUCAAUGGAGCUUUAGUUCCUGAAGCUGCACUUUUAUCUGUCAUUCAUAAAGGACUGCAAUUUUGAAGCUGAAAGAAGGAUAGCUAAUUAUAAUAAUAUGGAUGUUGAUGGCAUGGAAGGCUUUGAAAUUCCUAGUUUUGCGACUUCAAUCUUAAGGGGUCAUGAAUCAGAUGCUUAUGUUUGUGCUUGGAAUCCUGUUUCUGAUUUGCUUGCAUCUGGUUCUGGUGAUUCAACUGUAAGAAUAUGGAACAUGAAUGAGGAUGCAAUUGCAAAUAAUGUGAACCAGUUGAUUCUCAAACACUACUUUCCAAUAGCGGACUCUAAAUCUCUAAGCGGUAAUGAUAUUACAUCAUUGGAUUGGAAUUCUGAUGGAACCCUACUUGUAGUUGGAUCCUAUGAUGGUUUAGCAAGAAUAUGGACAACAGAUGGCUGUUUAGUCCGUACUUUAGGACAGCAUAAAGGACCAAUUUUUGCUGUAAAAUGGAAUAAAAAAGGAAAUUAUGUUCUGAGUGCUGGUGUGGAUCAGGUCAUCAUGUGGGAAGUAGCCACUGGGCAGUGUGCCCAAAAAUUUGGAUUUCACAAAGCUCCUGUACUGGAUGUUGAUUGGCGAACCAAUUUCGUGUUUGCUUCUUGCUCAACAAGUCACAAUAUUCAUGUUUGCAAGUUGGGUGUGGAUAAACCAUUAAGGACUUUUACUGGUCAUACGAAUGAAGUUAAUUGUGUUAGAUGGGAUCCACAAGGUGCGAUAUUAGCAUCAUGCUCUGAUGAUGCAAUAGUGAAGAUUUGGAAUAUGAAACAAAAAACAAGUGUGCUUGAUCUAAUAGCUCACAACCAGGAAAUUUAUUCAAUAAAGUGGAGUCCUACAGGACCUGGUACUAACAAUCCAAAUAUGAAUCUCACCCUAGCCAGUGCUUCAUUUGAUUCAACUGUUCGCUUGUGGGAAGUAGAGAGAGGAGCAUGCCUGUACACAUUGACAAAGCAUACAGAACCUGUUUAUAGUGUUGCAUAUAGCCCAGAUGGCAAAUAUUUGGCGAGUGGUUCUUUUGAUAAAUUUAUUUAUAUAUGGUCCACACAGACUGGUACUUUGCUCUAUAAGUACAAAACUACAGGUGGAAUAUUUGAAAUGUGUUGGAAUUCUCGAGGUGAUAAAGUUGGUGCCAGUACUUCUGAUGGAAGUGUGUUUGUAUUGGACUUCCGAAGGCUGGCUCAAGAUCAGUGGAUUUUUGGUGUACGAAACUAAUUUUAUUUCUCUCAUCUUUAGAUCUUAUUGAACUCAUUAGCAUUCCCAGAAUAGUUAUAGUGCCCAUCUGAUCUUAUUCCUAUUUAUUUCAAUUUACGAUUGGUGGCAUAUGUUUAAGAAAAAUGUGUGAAUGCUGAUUUUAUGUACAGAAAGUUAAUUGUGGAAUUUGAAUUAUGUUUAAUACUGUUCAUCUCAUAAUUUAAACAAAUAAAUGUUCAUAAUGUUUUCAAAAACAAUUUAAAUUGUGUGGUCAUUUCAUAGAUAUUAGCUAUAAGAAUUAAAUACAUGUUCAUUUUAUAGUUUAGAUAGAAAUCUGCUGGAGCUUUUGAUCUCCACUUGUUUUCCAAUCAAGAUCUCCAUUUUUUACUAAAGUCAUCAUUUCAUCAAAUCUUGAGUUUGAAUCUUUUGAUGACUGUAGUACUUUCUUUAUAUUAUUUGUUUGUGUAAGAAGCAUUAAUAAACCAUAUUUGCUAAGUUUUUUCAUUUGAAGGUUCUAGCCAUAUUAACAUUGAUUAAAAAU